Messenger RNA from Acinonyx jubatus (cheetah), 4150 nucleotides. RefSeq names its product SAM and HD domain containing deoxynucleoside triphosphate triphosphohydrolase 1 (gene SAMHD1). Gene Ontology annotation, biological process: dGTP catabolic process; defense response to virus; regulation of innate immune response. NCBI's taxonomy places the organism in Eukaryota, Metazoa, Chordata, Mammalia, Carnivora, Felidae. Bases 131 to 2014 code for a protein of 627 amino acids. Gene Ontology annotation, molecular function: dGTPase activity; protein binding. The transcript has 16 exons. Gene Ontology annotation, cellular component: nucleus. The record is from RefSeq and is a predicted model, not a curated record.
GCCUGCGCGGGAGGCCAGUAGGCUGGCAGUGCCGAGCGGACUCGUCCCCACCGACCGGCAGUCAGUGCGCUUGCGUGCGGUCCCAGCGCCGCGGUUCUUGACUGUGCUGUGCAGGGCGCUGGUUGUUGCCAUGCAGGGAGCGGACUCGGACCAGCCCUUCAAACGGCCCCGACGCGAUGGCAGCCCGAGAACCCCGCCAAACAUCCCUUCCGCGGCGGCGGAGAGCUCCCCGGGCCCCAAACUCCACCGCGACCACCAGACCUGGGGCCCGGAGCAGGUGUGCUGCUUCCUAAAGCGCAGUGGCUUCAGUGAUCCCGGACUGCUGGAACGCUUCCGAGGAAAUAAAAUCACAGGUUCAAUACUGCUCCAUCUUAAUGAGUCUGAUCUUGAAAGUCUUGGAAUAAGUACUUUGGGUGACAGAAAGAAGCUGCAUAAUUAUAUCCAGCAACUGAAGGAAAUUCAUGUUGAUGCAAUGAAGGUCAUUAAUGAUCCUAUCCAUGGCCACAUUGAACUCCACCCUCUCCUCAUCCGAAUCAUCGACACACCUCAAUUUCAGCGGCUUCGAUAUAUCAAACAGUUGGGUGGCAGUUACUAUAUUUUUCCAGGCGCUUCGCACAACCGAUUUGAGCACAGUCUAGGCGUAGGGUAUCUAGCGGGAUGUCUUGUUCGUGCACUGCGUGAAAAACAACCAGAGCUGCAGAUAAGUGAACGGGAUGUGCUCUGUGUUCAGAUUGCUGGCCUUUGUCAUGAUCUCGGUCAUGGGCCAUUUUCUCAUAUGUUUGAUGGAAGAUUUAUUCCACUUGCUCGCCCAGAUGUGGAAUGGACGCAUGAACAGGGCUCAGUGAAGAUGUUUGAGCACCUAGUUAAUUCUAAUGGACUCAAAGCUGUCAUGGAACAUUACGGUCUCAUCCCUGAAGAAGAUAUUUGCUUUAUCAAGGAACAAAUUACAGGACCACUUGAAUCACCAAUCAAAGAUUCUUUGUGGCCAUACAAAGGGCGUCCUAAAGAGAAAAGCUUCCUUUAUGAGAUAGUGGCCAAUAAAAGAAAUGGCAUUGAUGUGGACAAAUGGGAUUAUUUUGCCAGGGACUGCCAUCAUCUUGGAAUCCAAAAUAAUUUUGAUUACCAGCGCUUUAUCAAAUUUGCCCGUGUUUGUGAAGUAGAUGAUAGGAAGCGUAUUUGUACUAGAGAUAAGGAGGUUGGGAAUCUGUAUGACAUGUUCCAUACCCGUACCUCUUUGCACCGCAGAGCUUAUCAACACAAAGUUGGCAACAUCAUUGAUACAAUGAUUACAGAUGCUUUCCUCAAAGCAGACCCCUACAUAGAAAUUGUAGGUGCUGAAGGAAAAAAGUAUCACAUUUCUACGGCAAUUGAUGACAUGGAUGCCUUCACUAAGCUCACAGAUAACAUUUUCCUGGAGAUUUUAUAUUCUUCUGAUCCCAAACUGAAUGCAGCACGAGAGAUUUUAAAAAAAAUUGAAUGCCGUAAUCUAUACAAGUAUGUGGGUGAGACUAAACCAAAAGGAACAACAAAAAUUGAAAAGGAAAAUUAUAAAAGCCUUCCAGAAGAUCUCGCUGAUUCUAAACCUAAGGACAUCUUGAUAGAAACUGAACUAAAGGCUGAAGACUUCAUAGUGGAUGUUAUCAACAUGGAUUAUGGAAUGGAAGACAAGAAUCCUAUUGAUCAUGUUCGCUUCUAUUGUAAGAGUGACCUCAGCAAAGCAGUCAGGAUUACUAAAGAUCAGGUUUCAGAGCUUUUGCCAGAGAGGUUUGCAGAGCAGCUAAUUCGCGUAUACUGCAAGAAGACUGAUGCAAAGAGCUUGUUUGCUGCACACCAGUACUUUGUUCAUUGGUGCUUAAUCAGAAACUUCACCAAGCCACAGGAUAGUGAUGUUGUGGCCCCACUUAUAACACCUCGAAAAGAGGAGUGGAAGAACCCGGAUUCAGCCCAGAGCCCAGAUCACUUACAAAAAGUGUCCAAAUUUAAAACCCGGCUUUUUCCAGAUGACUCUGUGUGAAUGUUUGCAACCGAUAGUUUACAUAAAGUCCUCUUCCCCAUCCCCCAACAGUAUUAGCUAAUUUAGGAAAUUCGGUCAUGAACUCUACAAAUUUGUGACAACGAGUGCUUUUUACAUUUUGAAUGUACACCCAUGCUGAAGCUAAGUAAUUUUUAUCCGAAGAAACAAAAAGGUGUUAGACAGCUCUGGCUGUACAUGCUAUAUGGAAAGCAUGACCUUGCCUAUUUUAACAUUAACUAAAGCCUCUCUUUGUAGUCUAUUCUCUUAGAAUAAUAUUUUUUUUAUGUACUCUGAACUCUUAUGACAUAAUGAUUGUUUUUUUGGGUUUUUUUUUAAGUUUGGAAAUGAGAUAAAGUGCACAUUGAAGUAUGAAGUUGGGAUUGUCAUAAACAGCCAUGGUUAAGAACAAAACAUAAAAUCCUAGCCCCUUGAGGAGGUACCCAUCACCUUGAAUUUGAGGAAAAUUCUUCUUAAGUGAUCUAAAUAUUAGUGAAACACCUUCCCUCACCCUUGUAGCCAGGUUGGACUAGACAGUAGAUGAGGGUGACGAGUGAGUUCCACCUCUUGGGUGAGAGCCCUGAUUAAUUUAUUAGAAAUAUCUGAGGGCUCUGGCCCCCUCUGAAAUGGGACAUAAGACUGCCUCUCAGGAGACCCCUACCCCCAGUGGCAGAGGGAUUCCCCCAAACCAGGCUGUUCUCUGGGUCAGUUCAUGCAGCUCCAGACCCGGGCGGUUUCUUCGUCCUGAUUACUCACUACCGAUGUCCCGAGGUCUUUUUCACAAUCACUGCUCAGCCUGGAAAAGGCUCCCCUCCGGCCUUCUCUCUGAAUUUCCCUUGUGAGCUGAUCAAAGGUUGUCACAGGAGCCUUUCUGAGGGCUACUCAGAGCUGGGACUUUGUUGUUGCUGGCUCAAUGUGCAUGUUACGAAUUUCAGAGCAAAGACUGAGCUGCUUGGGAUGAGAUGAGUGAUUAUCCCCAGAAUUCCAGGUCCCCCUUUGUAGCCCAGUAUACCCCACGCUUGUUCUUUACCUCCUGUGCACCACUGUGGUUGAGCGAGUCUGUGCAGAGGGCACCCAUCCCCACCUCCAUAUACACACAAUUGCCAGUUCUGCAGAAAUUCACCAGGAGUAAAAUCUGGAGUUAGAGCCAAUGCUGGUGGUAGCCAGAGGGUCCUGUAGAUGCAGGGCAGUGGGGAAUGAGAGUCAAAGUCCUUAACUUUGCUAUAGUUAUAAAAGUCCUUAUCUUAUGCUAUAGACACUCCCUUACAAAAGCCUCCAUGGCAGCCUGGGAUUGGGGGGCCAGCCCUGGCUCCGGGCAAGAGUAAGUGGGAGGAAAGGAGGAACUCAGACCACAGGCCGCUACAUUAUCCACAGGCCGCUACAUUAUCCACAGUCUUAGAGUGCUGUAACCUUCCGCUAUGUAACCAGGUUCUGUUCUGUUGACCCUAGGGUGAAAAGUAUUAGGAAUGUCUGCCAUUCUGUAUUACCACCACCACCCUCCUCCACCCCCCAGCAGAUGAUCAAGAGUUGACCCUCUUUCAUAGGAGAAUAAUUAAAACCCUUCCCAGCUCCUCCACCAUAGUGCUGUGUAGGUGGGGAUAUGCGGACAUGUGGGCUCCCAGAAGCACAAGUGAAAUCAGCCCUGGUACUGGGUCACAUCUGUUUUGGCCAAGGUACCCCUAAAACAUUCAGUGGGGGAGAACUAUAGGGCUCAGACUUAGUGUAUCCAGAUCCAAGGUCAAGAAUGUGAUGUUUUUCUGCUAAGAUUGUUUUAUUUCUGCAACUCUUACCUUUAAAUCAUUGUAGUUUACUCUGGAAUUUUUUUAGUUUCAAUAUUGUAUCAUUUUGCUGAGAAAUAACUUGAAUCUAUUUUGUUUGCAUCCUUUACAUUAUAAGUCCGCUGCACUUUAUGCUCUUUGCAACUGUUUUAAUUAUCAGAACCAUGUGCCAUUUACAAGGUUAAAUUUUUCUUAAGAAGCGCCUUCACUAUUUGUAUAAAAACUGAGGUUUUAACAACUUAACCUCUAGAGUUACUGAACUUUUGUCACCUUGAGAAUGUUAAGUAAGAACUGCAAGUUUAAAUGACUGGUUACUUCAUUUGGGUGAGGGAAACAGAUGCAAUAAAGCUUCAUGAAUGUA